UUUACUACAACGUUUAAGGUAUUAAUUAAUCAAAGACAGCAAAUAUUCUCUCUCUGAUCCUCUCUUUCUUUUUCUUGUUUGGCCUCCUUCUUCAUAUACCUCUCAUUUCCUCAACCUCUUCUUCUUUUCUUAUUUUUCUUCAUCUUCAUUUUUCAUCAAUGGAGUUAUAGCCCAAAGAAAAAAAGAAAUAAAAAGAGGUUGAGUUUAAAUUUCAUAAUUAAAAGGGAAAACAAAUGGCAACAUCAUUAAGGGGAAAUGCAGGUAGUAAGGAAAAGAGGGGAACAUCUCCUUCAAGUUCUAUCAUGAAGAGAUCUCCUAAACCUUCCACUUCUUCCCCAAGUGAUGAACAAUCCAAUCCUCCUGCAGAGUCUAACAAACCUGUCCCUAACUAUCUCAAACCUACCAUAAGCUCGAGCCACGAUCACUCUAGGGUCCCUAGGAAACCGAUCACAGACACCUCCUCGAAACCAACUCUCAAUAGGAGGAGAUCCUUCGAACGCCCUCCACCCUCAUCCCAGGUUCAGAGGGCUGUUCGAGGUCUCCCUAGUGGGACCCGCGAUGUUAAGCCUCUAAGAUCAACUUCCUUUUCAAACAAAUCAACCGCUUCUUCUGCCUCCUCCUCAAGGCCAACCUCGGAGAAGCUGUUUGCUAGGACCUCAAGUUUGAAGGAUGGGAAGGUGGACCCACAAUUGUCUAGGUCUAGGAGUACCAAAAGGAGUGGAUUGUCAUCAUCAACAAGUACAAAGAAAGAACCAACAUCUUCAUCUUCUUCCACUAAGAAGGCUCCUAAGAGUGUAAACUCGGAGUCAAGUGUCGAGUAUGAGAAUCGUGCAUCAGUUGAUCAUUUGGCUAUCGAGGAUGACUUUGUCAAUAUUGAUGAUCAUGAAGUUGAGUCUCUUCCUGAAAUGUCAGAGAUGCCUGAAAGCAACAAGGAACUAGCUGACCCUACUAAUAUAGAAAUGGAGGAAGCAGUUCAGCAUACUCCAGAGGCUCCAAAGGAAGCCAGUCUUGAAGAAGAUCAUCAGCAAGACGAGGAUAAGUCAACGUUUGUUGUUGAUCAGACUGUGGAAGAAUCAGCUGAUCAUCAGCCAGAGGUUGAGGCCGCGGGAGAACAGACUCUUGUAGACAAUGCAGAGGAACUUCAUCAGCAAGAUGAGGCUGACAAAAAGGUAACUGAAAUGGCGGAGCCUGUUGAGCCGGUAGUAGAUGAAAAGAAGGAAGAAGAAGCAGCAGCAGCAGCAGCAGUGGAUGUAGUAGAGGCUGAAAAGGAAGAGGUCGAUAAAGAAGCAAAAGAUGAGAAUCAAACUGUUAGCAGUCCACCUGCAGAUGCUGCGACUGCGCCUGUGAAAACACAGGCAGCUUCAGCAGGGAAGAAAGAUAAGCAAGUUUAUAAUGAUGUGAUUGAAGAAACUGCAACCAAGCUUAGGGGAAAGAAGAACAAGGUUUUGGCAUUAGCUGGAGCUUUUGAAACCGUCAUUUCUUUGCAAGACACUAACAAGAGCUGAUCAUCAUCAAUCAUCGACCGUCAUACAUAUACAUACAAAUAUACAUACACAUGCACAUUCUUGGAGAUGAUUUUGGAUUGAGAGGAAGAGAGGAUAAAAAAAGUUUUAUUCAUUGAUUAAUCUGUCUAUUAUUUUUCCCUUUUAAUUAAUUGUUUUUCUUUUUCUGUAUUAGAUCGGCUGUUUUUUGAGGUUGGAAAACUGGGUAACAGUUUGCUUUUGCUUCUGUUGAUUCAUGGAUGCAAUGUCGUACAAAUUAUACUAAAGCUGAUUGAACUCUU
Beta vulgaris subsp. vulgaris (sugar beet) is the source of this 1783-nucleotide messenger RNA. RefSeq lists its product as hypothetical. NCBI's taxonomy places the organism in Eukaryota, Viridiplantae, Streptophyta, Magnoliopsida, Caryophyllales, Amaranthaceae. The record is from RefSeq and is a predicted model, not a curated record. Gene Ontology annotation, molecular function: calmodulin binding. The transcript is spliced from 2 exons. Bases 234 to 1505 code for a protein of 423 amino acids.